Molecule: messenger RNA, 2212 nt
Organism: Mirounga angustirostris (Northern elephant seal)
Lineage: Eukaryota; Metazoa; Chordata; Mammalia; Carnivora; Phocidae
Gene: MYADML2
Product: myeloid associated differentiation marker like 2
Exons: 1
Coding region: 194-1117 (307 amino acids)
Cellular component (GO): membrane
Source: RefSeq, a predicted model, not a curated record
GUGGGGGUGGGGUGGGGGUGGGGUGCUCGCCCGCCCCGCACAGGCCGCGGAGAGGCGGCCCUCUGCUGCAAUGUCAGGCGGCGUCCUCAUCACCGCUACUGCAGGCUGCCGGCACCUGUCUCCACGGGCACAGCGGAGAGCCGGGCCGCCAGGGCCAGCGGGCAGCCAGUGAGGCGAGGACCAGGCCGGCCAGAUGGGCAGCACCAUGGAGCCCCCCGGGGGUGGGUACCUGCACCUAGGCGCUGUGACGUCCCCCGUGGGCACGGCCCGAGUGCUGCAGCUGGCCUUUGGCUGCACCACCUUCAGCUUGGUGGCCCACCGGGGCGGCUUCGCGGGCGUCCAGGGCACCUUCUGCAUGGCUGCGUGGGGCUUCUGCUUCGCCCUCUCCGGCCUCGUGCUGGCCUGUGAGUUCACCCAGCUGCACAGCUGCCUGCACCUGUCCUGGGGCAACUUCACCGCGGCCUUCGCCAUGCUGGCCACGCUGCUGUCCGCUACGGCCGCCAUCAUCUACCCCCUGUACUUCACCCGGCUGGAGUGCCCCCCCGAGCCCACGGGCUGCGCAGCCAGGGACUUCCGCCUGGCCGCCAGCGUCUUUGCCGGGCUCCUCUUCCUGGCCUACGCUGCGGAGGUAGCCCUGACCCGGGCCCGGCCGGGCCAGGUGGCCAGCUACAUGGCCACGGUCUCGGGGCUCCUCAAGAUCGUCCAGGCCUUCGUGGCCUGCAUCAUCUUCGGGGCGCUCGUCCACGACAGCCGCUACGGGCGCUACGUGGCCACCCAGUGGUGCGUGGCCGUCUACAGCCUGUGCUUCCUGGCCACGGUGGCCGUGGUGGCCCUGAGCGUGACGGGCCACACGGGGGGCCUGGGCUGCCCCUUCGACCGUCUGGUGGUGGUGUACACCUUCCUGGCCGUGCUCCUCUACCUCAGCGCAGCUGUGAUCUGGCCCGUCUUCUGUUUCGACCCCAAGUAUGGUGAGCCUGGGCGGCCCCCCGACUGCCCCCAAGGCAGCUGCUCCUGGGACAGCCAGCUGGUGGUGGCCACCUUCACCUACGUCAACCUGCUCCUGUACAUCGCCGACCUCGCCUACUCCCAGAGGAUCCGCUUCGUGCCCACCCUGUAGCUGCCUGCCUGCCAGGGCUCUCCAGGGGCCCUAGGCACUGUGAGGGCCACCCGGGUGAACCCAGAUGCCCAGGGAGCAAGCCCGAGGCAGGCAACCACCAGAGCCACUCCUGGAUUUCUGGCCAGCCUGGGGGAGGGGGGAAGGGGAGACAGAGGGGCAGAAGGCCCUGAGCAGGACACAGGCAAGCAUCCUCCUCCCCCAGGCAGCUCCCAGCCCCUCUCUGUCUCUUGGUCUAUCUCUCUGUGUAUAUCUCUUAUCUCUGUCUGUAUCUCGCUCACGCUUUCUCUCCAUUUCCUGGCCCUCCCUGGCUCAGUGCUCCCUACUGCAACAUGAGAAGCCUUUGAAGCAGAUGCUGUUGUGACCCACUUUAUAGAUGUGGACAUCGAGGCUAGGGUUUGGAGGCAGCCCCAUGUGCCCAGUGUCUGGAGACCACAUUCAGGCCAUGACCUAAGUAGAGUUGAAAAGGGGACGGUUCCCAGGAGUGUGGGAAGGACAGCGGUCUCAGCAGGGCGCUGCUGGGGGGCUCUGUACCAGCUCAAAGAGAAGGAGCUCGCCGUGGGGACCCCUCCCUGCCCACCUCGGAGUGGCCUUAGGAAGAACAGGAAUCAUGGUGUGGUCACACACGGCAGCUUCGGCAGGCUGGAGACAGUGCCGGGGGCCUGCAGGAGCCCACAGGGCGUUGGCAGCACCGCAGUGAGCACAGAAUGCCAAGGGGAAGCCGGGUUCCCGCCCAGGGAGGGAGUGCCCACCAGGCACCCACCAUCAGCCCCAGGGCGGCAGCUUCUGCAGGGCCUGCUGUGGGCCCUAGACAGGCGAGUCUGGGGCAGCCCCCACCCAGGGGGAGGGCCCAGCCGGGGGCAGCCGCUGGGUCACAGAGCCUGGGCGCCGGGCACCUCCCUAGUGCUCACAGGCCCACGAUCUCCGCUCAAGUAUCCUUUCACCUGGCCGCUGACCACCAGGGCCCACUGGAGCUGAGCCCUGCCACACUCCAGCUCCUCCUGCUCAGGAGCCCGGACUGGGCCGCCCCUGAGUCCAGCAGCCCCGUGGCCCGUCCUGGGGCCUUGAGCAGGAAAUAAAGGCCAAUGUUGACACGCA